Linum tenue is the source of this 2127-nucleotide messenger RNA. NCBI's taxonomy places the organism in Eukaryota, Viridiplantae, Streptophyta, Magnoliopsida, Malpighiales, Linaceae. The record is from the annotation of a GenBank genome assembly.
UACAAAAUAAUUUUUUGAUUUUCUCCAAACGACAGUACCAUUUUGCCCUUUUUCUCUUACGCGCUCUCUUCCUCCUUAUUUCUUCUCUCUCACUCGCACAACAGAAAACCAGAGAGGCACCACGACCAAAAAAGGAACAAAAAAAAAAAAACCCCAUCACCAUAGCUUCAGAGCAAGAAGAAGCAGGAGCAAAAGAAGAAGAACAAUAAGAACAAAUCUGAAGCAAUGUCGUCAAAGCGAAGAAACCCGCCAUUGUUGCUUCUUCUAUUCCUCUCCGUUUCCAUUUCCGUUCUUUUCGUCUCCUCCUCCGCAGCUCCCGGAGCUGAAACUGCGACGUUUCAUUUCCGAGCUCCUCGAUUUCCUGAUUUUUCGAGAGCUGGACAUGGCUUAGUGGCGCCAUUCGGCAUAAGACGCCAUCUCGCCGACGGCAACUCGACGGAAGCCGGUGAUGGGAAUCCGACGACUCUGGUGUUGGCCGGAGAGAGGACUCGACGGAAAGACCCUUCGGAUAACUUGAAAAUCUACACUGGUGGAUUCAACAUCAGCAAUCAACACUACUGGACUUCUGUGAGUGCAACAGCAGCACCAUUCUUUCUCGUAGCUGGAGUUUGGUUUGCAGUCUUUGGGAUAGUUCUAGCCUUUACCUGUCUAUGCUAUUGCUGUUGCCCUAGAGAGCCUUAUGGCUACUCUCGAACUUGCUACGCCAUCUCCCUUAUCUUCCUCAUCCUUUUCACCAUUGCAGCAAUUGCUGGAUGUGUUGUUCUUUAUACUGGACAAGGGAAGUUCAUCGGCAUAACAUCAGACACAUUGGACUAUGUUGUGAGCCAGGCAGAUGUUACAGCCGAAAGCCUCAAGAAUGUGUCAGGGUAUCUCGCUGCAGCCAAGUCAGUUGACGUGGACUCGAUUUUCUUGCCUGCUGACAUGCGGAGCAAACUCGAUAACCUUGUGGCGAAGGCCAAUUCGUCUGGGAACACAUUGUCCAGCCGUACUCAGGAUAACAGGAGGAAGAUUAAUGAUGGGCUGAAUGGCGUGAGAUUGGCUCUUGUGAUCUUAGCAGCUGUUAUGCUUGGUUUGGCAUUCCUUGGCUUUUUAUUCUCCAUUCUUGGGAUGACUUGCCUUGUAUACUUCAGCCUGGUGAUUCUAGGAUGGAUCCUCGUUGCUGGUACAUUUAUCUUGUGUGGCGUCUUUCUUCUUCUCCACAAUGUGGUGGCAGAUACAUGUGUGGCAAUGGACGACUGGGUCCAGCAUCCUACUGCCAAGACGGCCAUGGACGAUUUCAUCCCAUGUGUGGACAAUGCAACUGCACAAGAAACGUUGGUGCAAUCGAAACAGGUCUCUUUCCAGCUCAUCAACUUGGUUGACACCGUCCUCGCCAAUUUCUCCAACCGCAACUUCCCCCCACAACUCGGACCUCCUCUCAACUACAAUCAAUCUGGUCCGUUGGUUCCUCUUCUCUGCAACCCCUUCAACUCCGAUCUCACCGUCAAGGACUGCGCUCCCGGGGAAGUCGUCUUCCACAAUGCUACUGAGGCAUGGAAAGCCUACGUGUGCCAAGUUUCAAGCUCUGGCAUAUGCACAACCCCCGGCCGGCUGACUCCAUCGUUGUACUCCCAAAUGUCGUCCGCCGUGAACGUGAGCUACGGGCUCUACCGCUAUGGACCGUUCCUCGUGGAGCUAGAGGACUGCACGUUCGUGAGGAGGACAUUCACGGACAUCAACGCUUCCUACUGCCCCGAUCUCCGACGGUACACUCAGUGGAUCUACGUCGGGCUGGUGAUCGUCUCGGCCGCUGUGAUGCUGUCGCUGAUCUUCUGGGUGAUCUACGCCAGAGAGCGCCGGCACCGUGUGUACACCAAGCAGUUCAUGACUGGCGGUGGAGGAGAUCACAACAAGGGUCCGGGGAAUAUAUGAGUGGUUUUGGAGGGAGAUUUGAUUGAUUUAUAGCUUUUGUAAAUUUUGGUAGUUGUUUGUUUUAGGAGUGAUAUAUAUGUUAGAUUGGAUGAGAGUGGAUGGAGGUUAGAGAGUGUCUUGCUGUGUAGAGUGGAGGUUGGAGUAAUAAUGCUUGAGAAUGGCCAUUGAAUUGGCUUGUUCGUAUUUGAACUACUCGGAUACAGCGGCACAGAGCUA